UCCCCGUUUUGCACGUUAUCAGGGUAACGGCAUCGGUCGUGGCUUACCGACUGCGAAGAGGACAAGCAAGGAUAGAAAAAUUUAUGCAAGAAAUUGAUUCCUUAUUUUUUUCGGUUUAUUCAGAACUGGUAGUAAUGUACCAAAGACAUCAAGACAUGGUGAUAGAGCAAGCUGUCUGAGAUUCAAUCUGUGGUUAUUAAUGCACUGUGUGGCUGCAACACCGGGUACAGCAGCCAUGGCUUCCUCUCAGUUGCUCUGCAAUAACCAUCUCUUCCUCCCUUCGCUCAAUUCUUUCUCUCGAAGCAGUCUCUCUUCAUUCAGGCCACAUGGGUUUUGUUAUUUUGAUCUGAAACUUCAAUCUCAAAGAACCCCAGUUUUGAAAGCCACCCAAAAACAAUUUGAGAUAGAGUAUGACCCUGAAAAAAGGAUAAACAAAUUGGCAGAUGAAGUGGACAAGCAGGCACCCCUUUCAAGGCUUACUCUGUUCUCACCUUGCAAGAUUAAUGUUUUCUUGAGAAUAACCAGCAAAAGAGAAGAUGGCUAUCAUGAUUUGGCAUCUCUCUUUCAUGUGAUUAGUCUUGGGGACAUAAUUAAGUUCUCUUUGUCUCCAUCAAAAAGCAAAGAUCGUUUGUCCACCAAUGUUGCUGGAGUCCCCCUUGAUGAAAGGAAUUUGAUAAUUAAAGCGCUGAAUCUUUACAGGAAGAAAACUGGCAGUGAGAAAUUCUUUUGGAUUCAUCUAGACAAGAAGGUCCCCACUGGAGCUGGGCUUGGUGGUGGAAGCAGUAAUGCUGCGACUGCUCUAUGGGCAGCAAAUCAGUUCAAUGAUUGUAUGGCUGCUGAAGAAGACCUCCAAGAAUGGUCGAGUGAGAUAGGUUCAGAUAUUCCCUUCUUUUUCUCUAAUGGAGCAGCUUAUUGUACUGGUCGAGGCGAGGUUGUUCAAAAUAUCCCCUCACCUUUACCUGCAGACAUUCCAAUGGUUCUUAUUAAGCCCCCGGAAGCUUGCUCUACCGCUGAAGUUUACAAGCACCUUCGGUUGGAUCAAACUACUGACAUUGAUCCUUUAACACUGCUGGAAAAGAUCUCGCUGAAUGGAAUAUCUCAGGCUGUUUGUAUCAAUGAUUUGGAGCGUCCUGCAUUUGAGGUUCUCCCUUCUCUUAAAAGAUUGAAACAGCGCGUCAUUGCAGCUAGCCGUGGACAAUAUGAUGCUGUUCUCAUGUCUGGAAGUGGAAGCACUAUCGUCGGGAUUGGGUCCCCAGAUCCUCCACAAUUUUUAUACGAUGAAGUUGACUACCGGGAUGUAUUUUUGUCAGAGGCCAACUUCAUCACUCGGGAAUCAAGUCAAUGGUAUAAUGAACCUGCUUCUACAAGUGCUUGUGGCUCGACCACUGAGUCAUCCCAGCCCAUUGAGUGAUUCAAUCUUUUGUGAAAUUAAUGAGAUAGAAGGUCUUGGACGGGGUAAACACUGAACACCAGACUCACAGAUCCGCGUGAUCGUAGCUCGAAUUCCCUUUUGGCAGCCAUUAGUUGUAUAAUAAAGUGAACCUUGCUGCAUAGAAGUCUUCUGGUUAUAGCUGCUGCUUUUUUUUUCUUGGUAUCUUGUGAUUGUAGCUUCAAUGGACCAGCUAUGAAACUUAUUCAUGGGAGGAUAGCAGCUUAGCAAAAUGAAGCAAAUUGCAUAUGAAGUCGGUUGUGUAUCUUAAAGUUGAGAGGCUAUGUGUGGCCCUAUGAAUAUAAAAAAAGAAUUCUUGAAUGUAACAGUCAAUUGUACUAAAUUCUUUCAAGCCUUGAUUUGGACUUCUUUUUCUU
Molecule: messenger RNA, 1806 nt
Organism: Tripterygium wilfordii
Lineage: Eukaryota; Viridiplantae; Streptophyta; Magnoliopsida; Celastrales; Celastraceae
Product: 4-diphosphocytidyl-2-C-methyl-D-erythritol kinase, chloroplastic-like
Exons: 12
Coding region: 200-1411 (403 amino acids)
Biological process (GO): terpenoid biosynthetic process
Cellular component (GO): chloroplast
Molecular function (GO): ATP binding; 4-(cytidine 5'-diphospho)-2-C-methyl-D-erythritol kinase activity
Source: RefSeq, a predicted model, not a curated record